UGAAAGGUGCGGUGAAAGGUGCGUUCACUGGCUGGUUUGAAUUGAAAGCACACAAAGUCGUUGAGCUGGAAUAUCCGCUCUUAAGUAACACACCCGCCUGUAAAAACACCGUGAAGUAGGAAACAGCGGCUGGGAGCUCGUGGACACAUUAAUUACCUACGCAGUUUAAACUUUAAACCAAAAACUGCUUAAAGAAUGAGCAAAAUUUCGAAAUUUUUCAAGGGGAGCUCCAGCUCGAGCUCAUCGAGCUCCCCUAAAUCCAAACACCACCGGUCGCGCGGAGGACCUUCGCCCCAAGAGGCCAUCCACAAACUCCGGGAAACAGAAGAAAUGCUGACGAAGAAACAAGACUACCUGGAGAAGAGAAUAGAGCAGGAACUUAUGAUCGCCAAGAAGAAUGGCACGAAAAACAAGCGAGCUGCCCUGCAGGCCCUGAAGAGGAAGAAGCGACUGGAGCAGCAGCUCACGCAGAUCGAUGGCACGCUCUCCACCAUUGAGUUUCAGAGGGAGGCUCUGGAGAACUCUCACACAAACACAGAGGUCCUGAAGAACAUGGGCUACGCUGCCCAGGCCAUGAAGAAGGUCCAUGACAACAUGGACAUCAACAAGAUCGAUGAUCUGAUGCAGGAUAUCACAGAGCAACAGGACGUGGCUCGAGAGAUCAGCGACGCAAUCUCCGGACCGUUUGGCGAGACAUAUGACGAGGAUGAGCUGAUGGCAGAGCUGGAGGAGCUGGAACAGGAGGACAUGGAGGAGAACAUGAAGAGUAUGGGCGGGUUACCCAGCGUGCCAAGCUCCAGACUGCCUUCAGCACCAACCAGUCACCGCGCAACAACCAAGAAAAGGGUUGAAGAUGAUGACGACAUGCGUAUGCUGGCAUCGUGGGGAACUUAAGUACAUCCAGGCAGCUUUAAUGUACUUAGCCAGAUCAUUUGUUCUCUUUUUGUUCAGCUUUUAACAUUAUUUUUGAAGGUUUUUAGGGAAAAAUGAAGAGCUUUAUAAUAAUUUUAAAAUAAGCUUUUUUUCUUACUGGCACAUAAUGCCACUAUUGCAGGUUAUAUUUAUCAAGAAAUAAAAAAAAAAUAAGUGAAGGAAUUAACAAACUGUAUUUUGGAUUUAUGUUCCCUUGUCUCUUUUCUCUUAUUUCCUGUUUUGCUAUCUUUACAGUGAUCAUUCUUACUUAGCCUGUACAGAAUGCACUUCUUUCAUACGCCAAAUGAAGACAUAACAAAGAUAUGAGUGAUGUUUUAACCCAUUAAGCAGAAUGCUUGACUGUCUUGGCUGUAAAUAAAGUCUGAUUUUACAUAAAUGUUGUAAAUAUAUUGCUUCGCUUGCAUCCACAUUCAACAAUAAAAUAGUCCCCCUAUA
Molecule: messenger RNA, 1368 nt
Organism: Centropristis striata (black sea bass)
Lineage: Eukaryota; Metazoa; Chordata; Actinopteri; Perciformes; Serranidae
Gene: chmp4c
Product: charged multivesicular body protein 4C
Exons: 5
Coding region: 196-894 (232 amino acids)
Biological process (GO): late endosome to vacuole transport via multivesicular body sorting pathway; vesicle budding from membrane
Cellular component (GO): ESCRT III complex; multivesicular body; cytoplasmic side of plasma membrane
Source: RefSeq, a predicted model, not a curated record